GCUUCUCAGAAUAAUUUGCAAAUGAAAAUAAGAUUUAUGCAUACUCAAGAUCAGAACAAUCACCAAUUAAUAUGGUCACAUAAAACAACUAUGUAUACAAGCCUUGCUAUACAGCAUAUAAAGAAAUACUCAUAAUUAAGCUUGUACGGUACAUGGAAGAAUUGUCUUUUUGAUGAAAUUUUUUACCAACUAAAUGAUGAUCAUCUAUUUUUCAAAUGUAAAUAUACAAUAUAUUGAUUUCAAAAAUGGAAUACUGGCUCUCCAACGAUGCCAUCCAAAGCACGUAUCUCUACCUCCAUUCCAUUUGUUAAUUGCUUCAUCUAGAGCACAUUUCAACAAUUCCUUCAAAUUAUUCCCGCUGAUAUUUUCUAUUUUAAUCUAGGUUUGCUAUAUGAAAUUGCUUUCUAAUUUUCAUUAUAUUUUAAUACUAGGAAUCAUGUUUAACUGAGAACAUAACCUCUCAAUUAUGCAAGUAUAAAACAACAUGAGAGUAGAAUAUGGAUUGCUAUUUCCUUUGAAAGAAAUGAAAAGGGAUAUUAAAUGUUGUUUUAUGGAACUUUCUAAUUAUGCCUAUGUGAGGUUUGAUAAAAUGUUUAGGCUUUUUUUCUUCUUUUUUAAAAAACAGCCGUGAAAACUUUCCAAUUGAACCACAUUCACUAUAUUGGUUGGAAAUGUGAUAGUUUAGUGGCAAAAUCUAGCAUACACUACGACUUUAAUUUAUUCAGUCAUCAUGCACAGAAUUGAGCAGCUCCAAAAAUUAGGAGACAGCCCACCACUCCAGCUGUGAAGAAGCACUAGAGGACAAAAGACAGAUAAUAACAUACAAGAUGCCAACGGCAGGAACGCCGGCGGUCACCACUGCCACCGGCGGGCAUGAACCUCCUAACCCUCUAGGGGAAACGCAGCGAACCUCGACUAUGAUUUAUCCCCUUGAGGACAAGGGUACGGAAAAGGGUACGCGCAAUUUCGCUGCAACAACACCCCCAAUCAUCUUAUGAAAUCAUGUUCGAAGCUGAUACAGUUGCAAAUUCCCAGCUGGAUUCUCAACAGAAACUUUAUGAUUGUAGUACUAAACCACCCUCUAUGGUAAAACACAUGCCCCCUGCUCCACAUAAAUCUCCAAAUUCAUCAACAUGGGGUUCUGGUGGCAGAAAACUAUUUCUGAAAUGCUUCAAGACCAUAAAUGGUACAUGGGGGAAUCAGAUUCAGAAGAUGGUCUACCUAAAGAUGAUGAGGAAUAAGAUGAUUUGUUUGAGGAGGGAGACCCGAAGUGCCCCAAUAUUCACUUCAUAGCUCAACGGAAACAAAAAUAUCGAAAGGAGUACCAUCAGGAAGUAGUAAUCAAAGUUUUAGGGAGAUCCUUCCCGUUCCCAAUCCUAGCACGAAGAUUAGAAAUGAUUUGGGUCAAAGGAGGCAUUCUGCAAAUUUCUAAUCUAAGUACUUGUGGCUACUACCUUGUGAGGUUCACAACAAAGGGGGACUAUGUUAAUGCAAUUUCAGGUGGACCUUGGAUGAUUGGGGAGCAUUACAUUACCCUCCAUCAGUGGAGGAAGGGUUUGAACCUAAGAAACAACAAGAUUCUGACUACAGUGGCAUGGGUUCGGUUCCCAGGUUUCCCCAUUGAAUUUUUUCAUCCUGAAGCAAUUGAGCGAAUUACAAAUAAAAUUGGCAAACCAGUGCCGGUAGAUCAGGCGACUAAAAUAGGGGCUCGAGGAACAUAUGCACGGAUAAGGGUUAUUAGAGUUUAGGCAAAAGAUAGUGUUGAGGAAUUAAAACAACUUGUAUUGAAUCCAGUCAUACAAAGUGUU
Cuscuta epithymum is the source of this 1808-nucleotide messenger RNA. NCBI's taxonomy places the organism in Eukaryota, Viridiplantae, Streptophyta, Magnoliopsida, Solanales, Convolvulaceae. The record is from the annotation of a GenBank genome assembly.